Nilaparvata lugens (brown planthopper) is the source of this 416-nucleotide messenger RNA. RefSeq lists its product as uncharacterized. Lineage: Eukaryota; Metazoa; Arthropoda; Insecta; Hemiptera; Delphacidae. The annotation marks the transcript as partial. The transcript has 4 exons. The record is from RefSeq and is a predicted model, not a curated record.
AUCUUCUCUUUGAUGAAUAUGCGGGACCAUACGAGCAAAGAGCAUUGGGAACAGAGUUAUGUCGAAUUACAGGAAAACCGUGCGUUGAUUGUAAUUUCACAAGACGUAAGCUCCCUGGUAACAACAAAGAUUGGCUCUACAAUGUCACCCUGCGGAGCUACUUGUAUAUAAAACAAACAACCACUAUGCGGAUAGUUGCAUCCACAAAAGGGGCAAGUGGCCAUUACAACAGCUUAGCAGACAUCACAAGGCCAGCUUGUCAAUGGCUGGAAUGGAUCAAGCCAUUUAUCAAUGACCUUGCUACACACGCUGGUUACAACCCAAAGGACAUCUGUCUUGCUGCAAUUCCGGGACCAUACGAACAACGAGCAAUAGGAUCAGAGUUUUGUUCGAUAUUCUGGGAGAAGUUGCGUUGA